AGGACACACCUACAAUUAUCGGAAUUAUGCUCUGUACAAACUUCGAAGUGGCAGCAAGCUGAAACUAAGUUGUGGGUGUGGCGACAGGGGACGUAUCUAUUUCAUUUAAGAGUGAUAGCUGGGAAUGGUUCAUUUAGCGUAAAAACUGGCUCAAGUCAAACCUUUUCGGCGUCGACAUUUGUCUUUGUCGCCGUCUAUUUAUAGAGCUUUACGAAACGCAUACUGGAGGGUUCGAUCGAGACCAUAGCAAACUUGAGGAUAGAACGAGGGGGCGUUCUCCAGUUCGGCAAUACACGGUUUCACGCUCGUAAUAUAAUCGAACUGAGAUUUGCGUUAUAUGGUGUCCAAAGGAUAUUUGGUGGCCCUUGGAAUUGUAAUAAUGAUCGAACACAUGGCAGAAUAAACGCUGGACGGUAAGGUCGUCUAUUUGGAUCAAGGUGCAAUUAACAUGAGAGGAUUUGUGAUUAAAUGGCUGUCCUGUGCCUACAGACAACCACACAUUCAUUUCUUUCUCCUCUUUACUUUCCUAAACCUGUCUCACACAAGUCCCUCAAUCUUCCCUGACCUCCACCAUCCCUUCAUCCUUCUUCAAAACGGAACGGUAGAAGUCGGCCCCAUGCGUCGCUACAGCUCGGAGGGGUCCCUUCUCGAUAUGGACUUCCUUCCCCGGCGGGAAAGUGGCGCUAGCGAAGGACCAGAGCUGUGGAAGGGAUGGAGAGUCGGGCACCUACAGCUCGACCCAGGAGCAGGAUGAGCUGGACAGUGGACCUUCAUCACUGCCCCCAAUCAUCCAGGAACCGUGUGUUGAGUCCUAACAAAGGAGGGAAAAGGAGAGAUGAGAAAGGAGCUCAGCGUCAGUGUGGAGAACUUCACUGAGCUGGGCAUGCUGGAGAAGGGGAAAGCUGGGAGUUUGUGGGCAUCAGUGAAGGGUACCGGGCCUACAGUGACAGUCAACUGGCCCCGGUGGCCAAGGGCAGCAUGGGCGAUGGACAUCCAUCAACCUCACCCUCAAACACAUCCUUAUCCAACCCCCUCAAGUCCCACCAUGCAAGGGCCAGGCUGUCAGCGGCCAAGCUGCACCUCAAGAGCCUCUUUGGACAGAGCCCUCAUUCCUCACAAUCCAAUCUCUUCAAUUCAGAACAGAAAGGACAGUGCCAAAGAGAGAAGGUCUCGUUUGCCCUUCCUUCGCCAGUGGAGCCAGGUGGGUCACAGCAAGACCAGGUUCAGCCGGGAAGAGAUGGACAAGUGGGCCGAGUCCCUCAACGCUCUCCUGGACAGCCGAGCGGGCGUGUCUGUGUUUGGUGCAUUCCUGCGUUCUGAGUUCAGCGAGGAGAACCUGCAGUUCUAUCUGGCCUGUGAGCAGUACAGACACUCGUCCAAUAAUUUCAGCCUGCAGAGGAGAGCCCGAGACAUCUGUGCCACCUACAUCCAACCAGGGGCACCACGAGAGGUGAAUCUGGACAGCAAGACCAGAGAGCUGACCAUGCAGCUGCUGCAGGCUCCCUCCCACACGUCCCUCUGCCACGCUCAGAAACGCAUCUACACCCUGCUGGACACAGACUGUUACCCCCGCUUCCUCCAAUCCAAUAUCUACCUCUCUCUGCUCCCAGGGGCAGACCACAGCCCCUAGGCUACACCAUGACUAGUGACAGUAAAUGUGGGAAAACCUGGUGGGGAACCAGGUUCACUGUAACGUACGUGCCAGGUGCUGAACACCCACGUCACCUUUUCAAAAAAGAAACAGAAACCCGAGGUUGAUUUAAAAUACAGUAACUGUACUAAAAAUAGAUAUACAAAGUAAAAUGACAUCAAUAGUUUUGCCAUUUUCCUGUUCCAGGUUUUUAAAAAAAAAAAAUUUAUAGGUUAUUUUGGUUUCUACUAAUUUCCCUACAGGAAAUAAGUAGUGCACCGGCUUAGCUUAUCCUAGGUAAUCUGGGCCACAGGCGGAAUGGAUGCAGUACAGAACAGGGCACUGGGGGAGGGUAUGGACAAUGGUUUCUAAAAGUAGUCAUUAAAAAUCAGGGGUAAACGGGAGGCCGACAUGCAUGUUCAAACAGAGGUUGACGAAGCGGGAGCUCAAGACUGUUACUUGAAUCUGUCGGUGGGACCAAUGAAAAUAUUCCGAGCAUGUUUUAAUCAUCUAACACCCUCGCUUUUGGCGUCAGUGAGUACUGUAGUUAGAGUUCCCAUGGUCCAUUGAGCACAUGAGGAAUUUCCUUAGCUGACUAAAAGGAAAAACACGUCAGACGAGAACAAGCACUAGAUAAAGGUCAAAGCACUUUGUGAGUUACUUAUGUAGUAUGGGUGAGUGAAUACAAACUCACGCUUGUGGACGUGACUAGCUAAAGGAAGUAACCUGAGAGGACUAUCAACAAAACACUUUCUUGGAAAGAGAUUCCAGCGUUUUUGGGACUUUCAUGGAGAGGAUACUGGUGCCACCACGUACCAGAUUACAGUGUGGGUGACAGCAAUUUGCCCAGGAUUGUCACACUUGUUGUUGUAACAAACAGAUUUUAAAUCAUUUGUUUCUGUUCUCCUCAGCCUGCAUCUUGCGUAGAACCUUAUGCUCUUGCCAACUGAUAAUGUAAAACAUCCUCGUAAAAAGGUGGGGAAAGAGAUUGAAGCCAACACCACACCUCAAGUAAAACUCCAUGUAUGGAACUCGUGGUGUCUAAUGUUGUUUGUAUUGUUCCAAGUUAAACUUGAUGGAGAUAUCAAAAUAAAUACAAUUUUUAUAUAUACAUGGGAGGUCUUUUGCAACCCAGAA
Messenger RNA from Hypomesus transpacificus, 2767 nucleotides. Its product is annotated as regulator of G-protein signaling 1. Lineage: Eukaryota; Metazoa; Chordata; Actinopteri; Osmeriformes; Osmeridae. The record is from RefSeq and is a predicted model, not a curated record. The coding region runs from base 836 to 1630 and encodes 264 amino acids. The transcript is spliced from 7 exons.